UCAAUUUAGUUGACAUUUUUGAUUUUUAGUUCGGAUACAAAAUAUGGAUUUGUAAAUUUUAUUUUAAUGGCUUCAUCAGUGCAGAAUAAUAGGGUUUCUCCUUCUAGCUAUUGUGCAUGUUGUCGAACGUGCAAUAUGUGGUGCUGGAGGGCAUUAAAAUGGCUUCCAGUACUGUUGAUAGUUUCUAUUGUGACAUGGUCCUAUUAUGCAUACGUUCUCCAGUUAUGCAUUUUUACAAUUGAGAGUACAGUGCAACAAUGUGUCUAUCUCGUGCUUUACCACAUUUUAUUUAUAAUGUUCGCUUGGUCGUAUUGGCGAACAAUUUUCGCUAACAUCAAAUCAAUUCCUGAUAAGUAUAAGUUACCUGAAGAGGAAUUAGAAAAGUUGUUAAGUGCAGAUACAGAAGAAGCACAGCGUACAGUUUUGGAGAAUUAUGCUAAAGAUCUUCCAAUAGUCACUAGAACAAUGUCGGGGUCAGUGCGGUAUUGCAACCGUUGUGUUCUUGUGAAGCCGGACCGUGCCCACCACUGCAGUAUAUGUGCUAGAUGUGUACUAAAGAUGGAUCACCAUUGUCCAUGGGUGAACAAUUGUGUCUGUUUCCACAACUACAAGUUCUUCAUGCUAUUCCUUGGAUAUGCAUUGCUGUAUUGUAUAUUCAUUAUGUCAACAUGCUUGCCCUAUUUCAUCAGGUUUUGGAAGAUGUAUCAGGAAUACAAGCAUGCUCACUGCGAUCGUUUUAUUGACAACGGUUCAUAUACUAAACAAUGCAUGGAUAUUCUUAAUGGUGAUUUUGGUGCAGCUGGCAGUUCUGGUCGUUACCACAUAGUGUUCGCAUUCUUCGUGGCUCUCAUGUUUGCGGUGUCACUUGGUUCGCUCUUCGGCUACCAUUGCUACCUUGUAUCGCAUAAUAGAACUACCUUAGAUAUGCUUGUGUCAUACAACCAGUCAGGCAGUCCGACCGGACAGAUAGUUAACUCUAUGCUAUUAAAUAUGUUUAAUGAAGCGUUCCGUGCACCAAUGUUCCGUGGUGGAGCCGACAAGAACGGAUUUUCGAUUGGGGCCUACAAAAAUUUCAAAGAGGUGUUUGGUAACAGUCCAAACCUCUGGUUCCUGCCUGUGUUUACGAGCCUGGGUGACGGCUGCGAAUACCCGGUGCGGCGCGAGCACCAGCUACAAACUUUCACGACUGCGCCGGACGGGCUCGGGUACGAAUCUAUGGGCACCACGCGCUCAAGCUUCGGCGAUGGAAUCGUCUACCCGGUACCUCAACAAGAUGAAGACACGGAAUCGCUUCUGAGCUCAGAAAGAUGGGACCGUUGGGGCGAGAGGGCGCGGCCUUUCGACGAACGAGAGAGUUCCUCAUACGACGAACUCUGAGUAGCGGGCUGGUCACGAUUACGAAAUGCAGGCUUAGUGUAUUAUGUGUAGGCUUUUAAGAAUUAUGGAUUUAUUAGUUAUUCAGAAACCGAAAAAUGUCAUAAUUGGGUAGUUUACAACCUAAGUUUUUGUGGUGUCAUGCUUUAGGCAUCGAAAAGUAUCUUGUUGAUGUAUAGCACGUAUAAGUGCAAAUCUCAGUUAAUAUGAUCGUUUUAUAUAGAUUCUUAAAAACAUUAUCUCUUUUGAAAAUACACUAUAUUUAAGUAUUCGCUGCGAUACUUACACUUUAUGCAUUGCAGUUUACACGUCUUAAAUGGAAUUUCUUUAAUAAAAUAGAUGUUUAACUGGAUUUGUUUUAACCUUAUGACCAAACCAACUGUUGUGUUUAUAGUGACAAUUUUCAGUUUGAUAUUGCAUGGUGAUUUAAUGUGAAAUUUAUUGAUGUUAAGAAGCGGCAACACAUUCUACGUACUUACUUUUAUUAGGCUUUAGCCAUAGUUGUAUAUUGCCUGCUAUGUAACGUGACCAUUUAUUAAAAGUGUAUAGAACGGUGCUGAUCCUUAAGUAAAAUUAUAAAAACAUAAUAUAUUAUUAAAAUUAAAUCUAAUCGUCGAAAUUGUCUAGACGCUUCGGAUAUAUCCUCAACAUUAAAUUUUUAAUCAACGUGUAUAUAAAGUUACUAUUUAAAAAAGUUUUAACUCGUCAAUAUCACAAUAAAUGUAUAAAAUUCAUUUGUACGGUCACUGUAGGUUGUUCUGAUGAGUACAACAGAUCAAUGUAAGGUUUACUAAGUUAGAAUAAAUACCAAAAUUAUUAAUGUUAAUCCAGGAGCCCAUUUAAGUGUAGUAAAAUGUAUACCUUUAAAAUAAAUUGAUAUUGGAUUCGCGAUUCGAUCACGUGUACCGUGUGAGUCGCUGCCAAGAUUGCCCCGAAAAUCAAGUUACCUUGAUUGGUUGUAAAUAGUGCUUCUGAUUGAAAAGGAGACUGCUCUAAAUAGUAGUUAUAAAUUGAGUUAAUUUUAUGAAAUUCCAGCCAGAAUUUUGUUAAAGUUUAUAUAUUACAUUCCAUUGUUAAUCUGAUUUAUAUGUUUAUAAUUUAUAGUACAUCCUUGCGGUGCGUUGUAAGUUUGUUGUUUUAAAGAAUAAACAUAGUAAGCGAUUUUAUAUUGUAAAUGUACAUGUCUAUGAAUUGUUAGACUAAGGAAGGGAAAUAUUUAGACUUUAAGAUUUUUAUUUCCCUCAUUUAACGAACGUAUUAGGCUGAUAGUUUAUCUUUAAAUGAACAAUUACUUAAGCCUAGUCAUUAUGUAAGUAGCUAAAUGUAUGUAUGGUAUAUGACAUUAAUGUAAAUUGUAUAAUUUGUCCGAUACAUUAUUUCAUAUUUUAAUACCUAUAUGUUCAUGAAUUGUUUAUAAGGAGAAAUUCAAGCUAGAUUAUAUGAUAUAUUAAGUCACAAUGAAUUUUAUUUCGAGGCUCUACGUAAAUAUGUACGCUCUAUGCUGUUUAUACAAUUACAUAUUUAAAUUGUCUAGAUUAUAUAAAUAUUAUUCCCUUGUUUUUUAGUAUGAGUUGUUAUACAAAUAGUAUCAUUACGUUUUGGUUUUGGUAAUUAUUAAUUUUAUCACCAUUGAUAAGACAUUCGGCGAACGAAGUGAAUGUGUCGUGAAAUACUUAGAAUUCAGGCUUUACUAUCUCAAUUUUUUCCUCAUUCGAAGUAUUCGUUUUUAUUAGUUGACGUUGAAAUAGUUAUAAGAUCAUGCAUUUUUGUUUUAACAUGUAAUUAUGUAAAGUGAGAUUAAACGUGUGUUAUGGUGAUUUUGUA
Pieris brassicae (large cabbage white) is the source of this 3198-nucleotide messenger RNA. Its product is annotated as palmitoyltransferase ZDHHC2-like. The transcript is spliced from 10 exons. The coding region runs from base 67 to 1377 and encodes 436 amino acids. Gene Ontology annotation, cellular component: endoplasmic reticulum; Golgi apparatus. Gene Ontology annotation, molecular function: protein-cysteine S-palmitoyltransferase activity. The record is from RefSeq and is a predicted model, not a curated record. Gene Ontology annotation, biological process: synaptic vesicle maturation; peptidyl-L-cysteine S-palmitoylation; protein targeting to membrane. NCBI's taxonomy places the organism in Eukaryota, Metazoa, Arthropoda, Insecta, Lepidoptera, Pieridae.